Molecule: messenger RNA, 3022 nt
Organism: Fundulus heteroclitus (mummichog)
Lineage: Eukaryota; Metazoa; Chordata; Actinopteri; Cyprinodontiformes; Fundulidae
Gene: shdb
Product: Src homology 2 domain containing transforming protein D, b
Exons: 8
Coding region: 421-1686 (421 amino acids)
Molecular function (GO): phosphotyrosine residue binding
Source: RefSeq, a predicted model, not a curated record
AUGGCGCAUGAUGUGUACAGACAUCUGAAUGAAUGAACGCUCGGCUGAUUGCGAAAGGCAGCAGGAGGAUACUCCUCUGGGAAUGAAGCGCCUCCCCUUUAAUCGCUCGGUUGAGUUGUUCCUCUCUCCCGGAGCUGUCGUCGCUCUCUCCUCACUCGCACAUUUUUAUUUUUUUCAGAAGGAACUCCUGAUGGAUUUCGGUGCGCUCGGGUUCCUGGAAGAAAGGAUUCAGAAUCUUCCUGUAUUCUCAUCCUUCUGAGGUUUCGACAAGCUUUACGGCGAGGAUUUACAAGCCCUUCCUGGGUGUUUUUCUUUUAAUCGUCAGUGACAUGAAGAAACGCGGAUUUGUGCGUCCGAAGUGGCCGAGGGACUGAAUUGGCGUGUCGUCUGCCCAGCACCAAUUUUGGAAGCUGAAGCGCCAUGGCCAAGUGGCUGAAGGACUACCUAAGCUUUGGUAGGAAGGUGCCCCCACAGCCACCUACACCAGACUACACAGAGAGCGAGUUCCUCAAAGCCUACCGCCUCCAGAGAGACCUGGACUUUGAGGAUCCCUAUGAGGAUGCCGAGAGCAGGUCCAGAGAGGAAUCUGGGACUCUCGACCCCUCCACACCGGUGUACGGGUCUCCUAUGAAGUCUUCCAGUGUGGACGUGAAGUCUCCUAAACACAGGCUGAUCAAAGUGGACUCCCAGGAGCUGGGACGUACCAAGAUUCUCCUCAGCUCCAUUUCUUUGGAGGAUCAACAGGAGCCCGUGGUGCCGUCAGCCCCGAUGGCAGGGGACACAGAUUAUUCCGAUCCAUUCGAUGCUCGACUGGAACACCGACCAGACCCAGAUCUCGGUCCUGUCCCCUGCGAGAAUAACGGCUACAUGGAGCCAUAUGAAGCUCAAAGGGUCAUAACAGAACUACAACGAACCCCCGCGGGUGGACGAACGCGGGGAGGGAUGCAGCUCUAUGACACUCCGUAUGAAGACGAGCGAGGGCAGCGCCUGGGUCAUGUGUACGGAGAACUUCACGAGGAGGGCAAGGAGGCCAGCAGGCUGCCGCAAGACGACGAGAGGCCAGCUGACGAGUACGACCAACCCUGGGAAUGGAAGAAGGACCACAUCUCCAAAGCCUUUGCAGAAAUGAGGGAGUUGACGGAGUUGCCCUGGCCUGCCCCAGUAGGUCAGCUGGAGGAGGAACCCCCCGUCAGAGAGCAAGCACAGUUUGAUGGCACAGAAUGGGACCGCUCAUCGUCGCCCACAGAGCGGUUGCGUCCCGCGGGUCCCAGGUCGAGCCCGCUAGCAGCAGGAGGAGGGCUGAAGUUCCGAACAGCUCAUGAAAGCCCCACCAUGGUGGGAGAGCGAGUAGACCCCACUCUGCCUCUGGAAAAACAGGUAUGGUACCACGGCUCACUGUCGCGCUCAGAGGCAGAGUCGCUGCUGACGCUGUGUAAAGAGUGCAGCUACCUGGUGAGAAACAGUCAGAACAACCGCUCUGACUUCUCCCUGUCUCUCAGGAGCUGCCAGGGUUUUAUGCACAUGAAGUUCUCCCUGUGCAAAGAUGGGAAGUACGUGCUGGGACAGAACAGCCCGCCCUUUGACACCAUUCCCGAGGCCGUCCACUUUUACACCACGCAUAAACUCCCGAUACGAGGCGCGGAGCAUCUGUCCCUGCUCUUCCCGGUGCAGGUGCAGACCCUCUGAUUGGCCGUGACUCUGUCCUGCGGACCUCAAUGAUUCAUUUUCAUGACGUUCAAACAGGAAUGUUGGACCUGGAAAUCUCAGCGGAGUGAAACUGAUUCAUAUUUCUCUCUUUUUUUUUUCCACUGGAUUACUUGUAGUGUUUCAGCACACGAGGUACUUAUGCUCUCAGCUGUUGCAUCUGUGCCAAGUGUAUAACAUCUUGGGGAUCAAUUCCCAUCAAAUGCAGUACCAGAGCUAUCAGCACCUUUGCUGCAACUCCUCAUCUAUGAGCUUAACCAAGCGGGCUUACUUCAGAGCAUCUGCUUCACUUCAUUUUCUUUCUCAGUCGUUGGAUACGCGCUGAGUUUUCGAAGCCCGGUCGCUGCGAGAAAGCCUGCACGUUGUGAAUGUACUGCUUCUUAGUUUACCCACGAGCAGAAGAUACAUUGUAAAUUAUUACCAUGUAUCCCUAAAUCAUUUUACAACCUUAAAACAGAGAACUGUUGGUUUGAAACCCUGCAAACUGAUAAUUGGGCUAAUUUUUCAUUCCCCGUAAUAAAAUCAGUGAAUUGGACUAAAUAAGACAGGAAACUGUUGUUUAAAGGCCAAGUCUGUAAUGGAAAGAAAGAUAUUUUUAAAGACAAAUGAUUUUUACCUACACCAAUAAUGGUUCAGAUUUCUUUUUUCUUUUCUUUUUUUACAAAAUCACACCCGUUGAAUUCAAGGCAGCCUAUUUUGUACGGUUUAAGCAUCGCUCGACACAUUUCAGUGUUAUUUGUUGAUUGUUGUAUUAAAAAAAUGCAUUGUCCUGGUACUUGAUAAAAGUGAGUUUUAACUCUUGUUGUCUGCACUUUUUGCAGUUACAUUUGCCCUGCGCAGCCAUUUUUUCUGCCGGUGUCUUAACACCGACUUUAAAAUCAGAUCCCGCUGCACACAGAGCUGCAAAUUACACGGCAGAGAUUCAGCAUUUACUGAGACGUUAAAAACCUAGAAAGGCUGGCAGUGUUUUCGGUCAUUUUCUCACUUCCUACAGAGUUUUGUCUGCCAACUCAUCACAUGGAUGGAUGUAAGCUGUUCUCGAAUCUUGCCGUCUGGAGUGGGUUGAAAUGCUGCAGUAUUUUUAAGUUUAAAUUGGUAUUAGGUAAAUGUGUUUUCCCACUACUGGAGCUAGCAGUUUUAUUGAAGUCAUUGUUUCCUUAUCCAGAUGUCUAAAUUGCUUUGGUUACUCUAUUUGACCUACUAAGUUGAGUUCUAUCUGUAUUUGCAACAAAGUGAAGUAUGAAAAUUUAUUAUAGCAAACCAAAAGUUUUUAUUACUUUACUACGAUUUACUGUUUUGCUCAAUAUCUCAAAGAUUA